UUCCAACACUUACCAGGAAGAGACUGACUUAUUAUUUCUCUUUUCUGUCAUACUGACUCUCUUCUCUCUUGACAAAAGUAAUAAAGAAUCAGCGAUCAGUGGAGAAUGAAGAGAAACACUUUCAAGAAGGAUUUUUGAGACAUUUGUUUCUGAACAGACAGCAGAUCGUUGUGAUUCUCAAGGUGAUUCAUUUUUAAAACCGUCGAUCAGAAAGUGAAAGUAAAGUUUAUAUUGCUGGAGCUCAAACAGUGAAAAUGGCUUCACUAAAUGAAGAGCUUUCUUGUCCCGUGUGCUGUGAAAUCUUCAAGACUCCUGUUCUUUUAUCAUGUAGUCACAGUGUCUGUAAAGAGUGUCUUCAACAGUUCUGGAGAACCAAGAAAACUCAGGAGUGUCCUGUCUGCAGGAGAAGAUCCUCAAAAGAUCAUCCUCCAGUUAGUCUCGUGUUAAAAAACUUGUGUGAGUUGGUCCUGAAGGAGAGAAAUGAGACGCGUUCAUCAGGAUCUGAAGAGAUCUGCAGUUUACACAGUGAGAAACUCAAACUCUUCUGUCUGGAGGACAAACAGCCUGUGUGUGUAGUGUGUAUUAAUUCACAACAACACGACAAUCACAAAUUCAGACCCAUCAGUGAAGUGGUUUCAGCAUAUAAGGAGGAGCUCAAUACAGCACUGAAGUCCUUACAGAAGAAACUUCAACACAAUGAAAAAAUUAAAGGAGAGUUUGAGAAAACAGUUCAACACAUCAAGUCUCAAGCUGAGCACACAGAGCGUCAGAUUAAACAGCAGUUUGAGAAGCUUCAUCAGUUUCUCAGAGAUGAAGAAGAAGCUACAAUCACUGCACUGAGGAAGGAAGAGGAGCAGAAGAAGCAGAUGAUGAAGGAGAAGCUGGAGGAGAUGAACAGACACAUCUCAGCUCUUUCACACACAAUCAAAGACAUGGAGGAGAUGAUGAAAGCCAAUGACGUCUGCUUUCUGAAGGAGUUUCCAGUCUCAAAGGAAAGAGUCCAGAGCUCACAGCCGGAUCCACAGAUGGCUUCUGGAGCUUUGAUUCAUGUGCCGCGUUACUUGGGCAACCUGCCGUUCAGAGUCUGGAAGAAGAUGCAGGACAUCGUCCAAAACACUCCUGUGAUUCUGGAUCCAAACACUGCAAAUCCAUAUCUCGUCCUGUCUGAUGAUCUGACCAUUGUGAGAUACAGCGGGAUCGAUCAACCUCUUCCUGAUAAUCCAGAGAGAUUUGACUGUCAUUACUGUGUUCUGGGUUCAGAGGGUUUUAACUCAGGAACACACUGCUGGGAUGUGGAGGUUAAAGAGAAUGUAUGCUGGACUCUUGGAGUAACUACAGCAUCAAACCAGAGGAAGGGAUUUGAUUUCUUCAACACUGAUGUCUGGAGUGUGUGGUAUGGAUGGAAUCCAGGUUCUGGUUUUCGUGUCAAAAAGAAGCUUGAUCGUGUGAGAGUGAAUCUGGACUAUGACAGAGGAACGGUGUCAUUCUCUGAUCCUGUAACUAACACACAUCUACACACACUCACACACACCUUCACUCACACACUCUUUCCAUUCUUCUGGUGUUCUCCCUCUCUGAGGAUCUUACCGGUCAAUAGUCAGUAAUUGUCACUCCUGUAGGUCUGGAUCUUCCUGCUUUCAUCAUGUUUCCAAUAUUUAAUCCAGAUCACAUGAGUAAGAGUGCUGUUGAUCUGAAUAUCAGUACAGUGGCUGUGAAUGGGCCGUGAUGAUCACAUGGCUGAUAUCAGCACUACAGCAACACUCACACUCUCAUAUUUCAUAUCAACAGAUCAAUAAACAACAAGUUUAUUUAAUUAGAGUUUAGAUGAAGUUUAAAAAGCAUUUUACACAAGAACAAUUUUUUAGACCAUUGUAGGAUAAUGACUUGAUUAUUUUUAGUGAAGUUUGUCAAUUUGCUAAAUUUCACAUAAUUAUAUUUUUUUUUCUAGAAACUGAUCCUAAUUCUACACAGUUUCAGUGAAUUUGUAAAUGAAUAAUUGUUUGUUUCAGUUUAAAUGAUCAUGUGUUCACUAAAAUACAUGUAAAUGAUGAACACUUAGAAACUCUUGAUUAGCAGCAUUUAUGGAUCUAAUUUUAAAAAACAAAGUCAAAGUUUCUGUGAUUCACUGAAAUCUGACAAAGACUGAGCUUCAGAACAGAAUCUGAUGAUCUCUAGUUUUAAAAGUUUUGAACUACAGCAUCAUUCAGACACAUGCAUUGAGAAUCAGCGCAUGAAUCUCAACAAUGACAAUCAAAAGCUUCAUGCCGCAGUGCAUGCUGGGAGUUUUGUAUGCUGGCACCCAGCAUGCAUUGUAGCAUUAAGCUUUUGAUUGUCACCAUUUCUGAUGUGUGAAUGAUGCAGUACCUCUGAAUGUGUUAUGUGAUGAUGUCAUAAUCAUCAUGAUUGUGUGAUUCGCUGAUCUCAUCCUGUGUCUAUAAAUCACAGAGUCUUUCUUUGGUGUAAAAUAGUUCCUAUCAGAUCACAUCUAACAAUCAUUACAGGUAGUAAGUUAGUUUCACGUCAUCUACUUACUGCUUAAUUUAGUUCUUACAACAUUGUGUGGAGCUGCUAGAUGUUUAUUAAGAUUAAAAGUAGUUUAUUUUGUUUAAAAUCUGUAGGAGGUGGUGAGAGGGUCUUUUACCCCACAGACACACGGAGCAAAACCAGCAUGAGGCAGAAGACACACAGUAAUGAUACAAACACUUCAGCUAAAAUAAUGUUUUUUUAAUAAUGUCUAAUUUAAUACUUGUUUAAAACAGUCUCUUUAGCAAAGUUUGUACUAUUUUCUGUUUUUGUUUUGAUAAAUAAAAUAAUUCAUUUUUGUUCAAUAAACAUACUGUUAUUAAAAUAUGUUCAUUUUAAAAAUACAGAAACAAAAUUAUUUAAAAAAUGUAAAGAUUCUGAAAACAUUGAAGAAGAUCACAUAAUAAUUGAACCUCUGGUGCUCCUUAUUUGUAAAUCACACUCAUCGUCCUCACGGUCAAAAGUGACCGGACACCUGUAACGUAACCUUAUUUUUUCAGUAAAAUCAUUCUAAUUCAUUUUUGUUUAAUAAUAUUUGUCUUUUUGCAUUUUGAGAGGGUUUUGUGGUGAUAAUUAAUAUUAUUAUAAAUAAUAUUAUUAUUAAUAUUUAUGCAGUAAUUAAUAUCCAUUUUCCCCAUAGAAAAUAUAUAUAUUUUUUCAAUUUAUGCAGUAUUUCAGGUUAAAGGACUUUAAAAUCCAAAUUUUUGAAGGCAGAUUAGCGCCAUCUGUUGAGAGUAUAGAAAGAAAGCAUGUAAUAUCAUGGUGUAACCACUAGUUGCCUGUAUAGCUCUCUAUAAAGCAGCUUGUGAAUUGCCUAGUUGUUUUUAGACAUAAUUACAUAUUUGUAUUAGGUGGAAGAUUUGAAUAUAUAUAAGUAUACUUUUUGUCAAAUUUUAGAUAUUUUUUUGUUAGAAAUAGUGAUUUGAAGUGUUAGUUUUUUGAUUAGUUGAUUCCAGUCAAACCUGAACAUUGUGUUUGAAAGAGACACAAGGAAGCAUUUUGUUGCCAUUUUUUUAUUCAGAAUUUAAUAAUAAUUAUUUGAAAAAAAUGCAAUUCAUUCAGCCAUAAUGCUUUAUGUAAACAUUUUUCAAUGAACAUGACUAAACUGGAUUUUUCUGUAUUUCUUUCUUUACUACUUAUGCUCGUCACAGAGCUCCUGCAAAACAACAAAAAAAAUAAUAAAAAAAUAAGAAUGAUUGGAGCGUGUGAAGAAACAAGCCUGAGUUUUCAAGUGCACUGACAAACCCAAGCUUCUCAUCGCUGUUCGAUGCAGAUUUCCCAUUCAUUUCCAGUGUCUGUUUUGCACCCUUGAUGUUUUAGUGUCACCCAUUAUUACUAAAUUAUUGAAUUGAUUUUACAUACCUUCAAAACUUUGCUCUGUCAGCAGUUCAUAGGUGUGUGUGUGUGUGUGUGUGUGUGUGUGUGUGUGUGUGUGUGUGUGUGUGUGUGUGUGUGUGUGUGUGAAUGGAUGUUUAUUUCACAGCGUUGAUGUUUUAUAGUGUCACUCCUUCACUGCUGUGAGCUUUUUCUGCAUUAUGACUGAAUUAUUGAAUGGGUUUCACAUAUUCUCAAAACUUUGCUCUGUGUUACUGACACAUUGAUUCAUAGGUGUGUGUGUAAUGUUAGAGCAGUGGUCACAAACUCAAUUCCUGGAGGGCCACAGCUCUGCACAGUUUUGCUCCAACCAGUGGCGGAGCCAGGAUUUUUUCAUAGGGGUGGCCAGGCAGGGGCCAGCAACGAGUCUGGGGUGGCACAGAAAUCUUCAUUAUUUCAACAUAAAAAUGAGGCUGACUAUAAUGUACUGGACUGUGCCUACAACACAACCAUGAAUACAGUUAAUUUGUAGCCUUAAUUGUGAUUGAGAUAGUGAAUUAGAUCAAGGAAUGCUGAGUGAAAUUGACCUUUUUUUUUCUUCUUCUUUUUUUUAAUCAUUCCUCACUUGCAGGCAUAUCAAUAAAGGGGCUCACACUAUAGCUACAUUUCAACUUGUUCAGUCAGUUCUGGUUCUCAAAACCCCCAAUAGCUUGUUCUCCAUUGUUGCAUCUCCAUGGAUGAGACAUGCAAAUAACUACAUACUGAUUACUUACAUACUGAUCUACAUAAGAUUAUUCAACCUUCAUUCAAUUUUAUGUAUAAUCAAUGAACUUCAACAAUUCUGAGUUUGUCUGUUUCAAAAACUAACCAAAAAAGUAAACACUAAAUGUUUAACUUUCUAUAUAGUCAAAAUAAAUAAUUGCAACAGUUCUAUCAUACCUAAAUUAAACUCAGUGCAAAG
Molecule: messenger RNA, 4798 nt
Organism: Megalobrama amblycephala (Wuchang bream)
Lineage: Eukaryota; Metazoa; Chordata; Actinopteri; Cypriniformes; Xenocyprididae
Product: nuclear factor 7, ovary-like
Exons: 6
Coding region: 255-1604 (449 amino acids)
Molecular function (GO): protein binding; zinc ion binding
Source: RefSeq, a predicted model, not a curated record